This is a messenger RNA of Caenorhabditis angaria, 2570 nucleotides long. NCBI's taxonomy places the organism in Eukaryota, Metazoa, Nematoda, Chromadorea, Rhabditida, Rhabditidae. The record is from the annotation of a GenBank genome assembly.
AUGAUGACAUUUUUUCGAAUGCUGAAUCCGAAUGAUGCGGACGAUUCGGAUAGUUCGACAGAAGAUGAAUCAUCUAUUAAAAUUAUUGUGCCAAGACCAAAAAGAUCAGCAACAGCAUCGCCAAGUACAAGAAAUUCGAUGACAAUUGGAAUGAGAAGAAGGAGCGAUGCUAAUUUGAACUUUUUUAAUGAAAGAGAACGACAAAGAGAGAGACGAAGGAGUAUGGUAAGUUGAAGACUCAUAGAUUAGCCAUGAGUUGGAAACCCAGACAUCUUAGAAGUGCUCUAAAUUCCAAGAAUUUUAUAAGAUCCAAGAUUCCGUGGCUAAUCUCUGACAACAAAAAAUAAAAUUCCAGAUGUUUCAGUUUCAUUAUUUAUAAAUUGUUUUCAGGUUCGAGCCAGCCGUGAGAGAUCAGAAUCUCGAAGAAUGUCUCAGCAAAAUCUGAGAAAAACUAAUUCUGAACCGAAUGUUGAUAUGGUGAGUUUCAUUUCAAAUCUGAAUUACCACAAAGAUUUUUUAGAUUGAUGUUGAAAAACUGCAUAAACUUCUUCUCGCGUUGCCAAAAUUUGCUUCGUCGCGAGCACAUUUGGUGAGUUAUCCUAACUUUAGAAAACUUAUCAUAAAUGAAAAAUAUAUAUUUUUUAGCAACGCCACGAUUCAGAUUCUGGUAGUGAAAUGACGACAGAAAUUGAAGAAUUGAAAGAUGCUGCAAAAAGUAUUCAAUCCCUCCAACGAGUUCUCGCAUAUCCAUCACAACAUUCAUCAGAUCGUGGUGUUUAUUCGGAUGUUGAAAGUCUUGCAACAACAGAUACAGCAACAACCGAUGGAGGAAGACGUCGAUCAGGAAUAUCGACUCGAUUAGGACAUCCACGUGGAGUUAUGCAAUUUAUGCGACCAGAUCAAGCUGAACUUCGAAAAACAAGUGUGCCAGAUGGGCUUAUGAAUGGGAAUGUUAGUGGAAGUAGUGGAGGAGCAGAAGAUUCGGUAUUUUCAAGAGCACGUCGACGUGGAAUUGUUGAUGAAAUGUUUACGUCAACUUCGGCUAACUCUUUGAUGGUUGACAGACCUUCCGAAACAUUGGCAGGAGUUAGCAGAUUCUCGAAAUUAUUGGAUAGUUUUCGAAGUCGACCAACAUCUCCAGAACAACCAUCCGUCUCAUGGUUAGUACUUUUUUUUCGAAUUUAUGAAUUCUAGAGUGGAGUUCUAAAUAGAUGAACUUAAACUAGGGUCAUCCAUAAGAUCAUUAGUGUUAUUCUUAGUCUUCGAAGAAUUUUUCAUGAAAAUCGGAAUUAAGAAAGAAUUUAUGUACUUGUGAGUUACAGGAAUCCCUAUGUGUAUUCGGAUGGCGGAGAAGCUUUGGAAACUUGUGGAAUGGAAGAUUCACUUCACGAAGCCGAUGUUUUAUUAUGGAAAAAGCGAAGUAGAGCGAGUUUGCGAAGGCAUUAUAGUGUUCGACAACUUGCUGCCAGAGAACUUAUGGACACUGAAAAAUCAUUUGUUGAAGGACUAGAAUUUCUGGUUACGGUAAGAGAGAAAGAUAAUACUAUUUUUCAAUUUCACAACCAAUUCAGAAAUAUAUGCGACCACUUCGUCAACCUCUUGAAUGCACAUUGAUUGAAGCGAGUCUAGUUGACAAGAUAUUUUAUCGAGUUCCCGAAAUUCUUGCGCAUCACCAGGUUCUUCUUGCUGCUCUCACACAACGAUUAGAACAUUGGCAUAAGGAUACAAUUAUUGGAGAUGUUUUAUUGGCACAUUUUUCGAAACAAUCAAUGAUUGAAACUUUUAUUGGAUUUGUUGAUAAUUUUAAGUUUGCGAAAUCUGCAAUUGCUCAGGCUAGGCAAAAACAUGCGUUUGAAAAAUAUUAUAAUGUAAGUUAAAUAUUGAAUAUACAUAUUUUGAAAAAAAAAAUCAUAUUUUUUAUAGCGAUGUUGUCGAGAUCAUUCGAAUAAAUUAGAUCUUGAUGCAUUAUUAAUUUCACCAAUUCAAAGAGUUCCAAGAUAUGAAUUAAUUGUGAAGCAGAUGUUGAAACAUACUCCAGUUGAACACGAAGAUCGAGAAAGACUUUUGCGAGCUCAGCGACAUAUUCAUUGUUUGGCAGUUGCUAUAAAUCAACAUAAAGAAGGAAGUGAGCAAAUGGAACAAAGAUUGAGAGAAAUUGAAGCAAUUGUUGAUGGAUUAGAUGAUGUUAGUUAGGCUAAGUUUUGAUCUAUCUAUAAUUAAUUCAUUUUCCAGUUGGUUUCGACUGAUCGAACACUUCUUCGUCAUGAUAUUAUAAAUAUUCAAGGAACUGAUCGAGAAAGAUGUAUAUUUAUGUUAUCUGAUAUGCUUUUAGUUACAAGUGUUCGAAAAACUCAAAAAUCAGCUCAAACUUCAAAAUUAUCUUCACACCCGAUGGAUUUCCUUGAGAAUAAUCGAUUCAAACUUCUCUAUAAAAUUGCGCUCGAUGAUGUUCAGAUUGCAAAAGACACUUUAUCACAGUUGGAACAAGUUGAACAAAAUCUAGAAGCUUCGCGAGAAGACGACAGGGUUCUCAAGAAAAUGACACAAUUAUCAAGUUUAUUGAAAUGUGA